Apiotrichum porosum is the source of this 2796-nucleotide messenger RNA. It is a transcript of the gene MCM2, whose product is annotated as MCM DNA helicase complex subunit. Lineage: Eukaryota; Fungi; Basidiomycota; Tremellomycetes; Trichosporonales; Trichosporonaceae. Gene Ontology annotation, biological process: double-strand break repair via break-induced replication; mitotic DNA replication initiation. Gene Ontology annotation, molecular function: ATP binding; 3'-5' DNA helicase activity; single-stranded DNA helicase activity. The transcript has a single exon. Gene Ontology annotation, cellular component: MCM complex; nucleus. The record is from RefSeq and is a predicted model, not a curated record. Bases 1 to 2796 code for a protein of 931 amino acids.
AUGCAGUCUUCACCACCACCCCCUUCAAGCCAGCCCCGCAACAAACGCAGGCGCGAGGACAUCCCCUCAUCGCCCGAAGCCGGCCCAUCAGGCCACCGCUCCUCGUCCCCACCCCCGUCUUCGCUCCCUCCCUCAUCUCCUCCCGCCCCGUUCUCGGACUUUGGUGACGAGGAGGAUGUCGGCGAUGACGAGGAGGAGGAUAUGCGUGUGCGCGGUCGUCGCGAUGUUGCGGAUGACUCUGAUGACGAGGGCGAGGACCUGUUCAACGACAACCUCGCGCGCGACUACGAGUCCAACCCGGACCUCGACACGUACUCGAAUGCCGACAUUGAUGACCGCUCCUCCAUCCAGGAGAUGUCGCGUGCCGACCGUCUUGCCGCCGAACGCGACAUGGCGCGCCGCGACAAGGGUCUGCCUGGUACCAGGGCUGCGCGCCGUGGACGCGUGCCAACGUUCCUCCAGAGUGACGACGACGACGAUGGAGGCUUCGACGGCGGUUUGCUGAGCGGCAUCAAUGCCAAUCGCCAGCGUCGCCAGUAUGACGAGCGCAUGCCUCAGGACGAUGUCGUGGACAGCGGGGAGAUGACCCUCGAGCACCUGGGUGACGUCAAGACGUCAUCCGUCGCCGAGUGGGUCGCUGUCGACCAGGUCCGUCGCGCCGUCCAUAAGCAUUUCCGCUCGUUCCUCAUGACCUACACGGACGACAAUGGCGACUCCUUCUACGGCCAGCGUAUCAGGCACCUGGGUGAGGUCAACUCGGAGUCGCUCGAAGUCUCCUACAUCCACUUGGGGUCGGUGCGACCCGUUCUCGCCUACUUUUUGGCCAACUCGCCCCAGGCCGUGCUCCCGAUCUUUGACGAAGCGGCUCUCGAAGUUAUUCUCAUCUACUACCCUUCGUACGACCGCAUCCACUCGGAGGUCCACGUCCGCAUCACCGAGCUUCCGAAUGCCAUCACCCUCCGCGGCCUCCGCCAGAACCAGCUCAACUGCCUUAUCCGCACCUCGGGAGUUGUCACGCGCCGCAGCGGCGUCUUCCCCCAGCUCAAAUACGUCAAGUUUGACUGCCAAAAGUGCGGUGCCACCCUCGGCCCGUUCUACCAGGACACCACCAAAGAGCUCAAGAUUUCGUUCUGUACCGCUUGCGAGUCUCGCGGCCCGUUCACUGUCAACUCGGAGCAGACCGUGUAUCGCAACUACCAGAAAAUGACCCUCCAAGAGUCGCCUGGUUCCGUGCCCGCCGGUCGUCUCCCUCGCCACCGCGAGGUCAUUCUUCUCUGGGACCUCAUCGACAUUGCCAAGCCCGGAGAGGAGAUUGAGGUGACCGGUAUCUACCGCAACAACUUUGAUGCGUCGCUCAACUCGAAGAAUGGUUUCCCCGUCUUUUCCACUGUCCUCGAAGCCAACUUUAUCAACAAGAAGGAGGACCAGUACGCUGCUGUCCGUCUCACCGAGGAAGAUGAAAAGACGAUUCGCAAGAUGGCGCGCGACGACCGCAUUGCCAAGCGCAUCGUCAAGUCGAUCGCGCCGUCCAUCUACGGCCACGACGACAUCAAGACGGCCAUUGCGCUUUCGCUCUUUGGUGGUGUCUCCAAGGACAUUAACCGCAAGCACCGCAUCCGUGGUGACAUCAACGUUCUCCUCCUCGGUGACCCCGGUACUGCAAAGUCGCAGUUCCUCAAGUAUGUCGAAAAGACUGCUUCGCGUGCCGUCUUUACCACCGGUCAGGGUGCCAGUGCCGUUGGUCUCACCGCUUCGGUUCGCAAGGACCCCGUCACCCGCGAGUGGACGCUCGAGGGUGGCGCUCUUGUGCUUGCCGACAAGGGACACUGCCUCAUUGACGAGUUUGACAAGAUGAACGACGCCGACCGUACCUCCAUCCACGAGGCCAUGGAGCAGCAGAGCAUCUCCAUCUCCAAGGCUGGUAUUGUUACCAGUCUCCAGGCGCGCUGUGCCAUUGUCGCCGCUGCCAACCCUAUCGGCGGCCGCUACAACGCCACCAUCCCCUUCCAGCAGAACGUCGAGCUCACCGAGCCCAUUCUGUCGCGUUUCGACGUCCUCUGUGUUGUCAAGGAUCCCGUCGACCCGGUCAUGGAUGAGCACCUCGCCCAGUUUGUGGUCGGCUCGCACCUCCGCUCCCACCCAGACUUCCAGCCCGAAAUCGACGAGGUCCAGGUCACCACCGCGGUCGACGAGGACAUUAUUCCCCAGGACAUGCUCCGCAAGUACAUCAUGUACGCGCGUGAGCUCAUCAGGCCCAAGCUCUACCAGCUGGACCAGGACAAGCUCGCGCGUCUGUACGCCGACCUGCGUCGCGAGUCGCUUGCCACGGGCUCCUUCCCCAUCACCGUCCGUCACCUCGAGUCCAUGAUCCGUAUGGCCGAGGCGUCCGCCAAGAUGCACCUGCGCGAGUUUGUGCGCGCAGACGACAUUGACCUCGCCAUCCAGGUGACUGUCGGCUCGUUUGUCAAUGCCCAGAAGAUGAGUGUCAAGAAGACCCUCGAGCGCGGUUUCCGCAAGUAUGUCAACCAGGCAGCCGACCACGACGAGCUCUUGUCCUUCCUCCUCGGCCAGCUUGUCAAGGAAAAGGCCCAGAUCUACUGGCACCAGCGCCAGGCCAACCCGGACCGCAUCUCUGUGCGCGUCGCUCAGCUCGAGCAGCGCGCAAAGGAGGUCGAGAUUUACGAUGUCGGGCCCUUCCUCCGUUCCCGUCUCUUCAAGGCCAACGGCUACAAGCUCGUGCCCGGUGAGGGGGCCGGCGCGAUCGAAAAGGUCUUUGUGGUCGACGACGGCAACUAG